Messenger RNA from Mangifera indica (mango), 9792 nucleotides. RefSeq lists its product as uncharacterized. Gene Ontology annotation, molecular function: ADP binding. NCBI's taxonomy places the organism in Eukaryota, Viridiplantae, Streptophyta, Magnoliopsida, Sapindales, Anacardiaceae. The record is from RefSeq and is a predicted model, not a curated record. Bases 382 to 6984 code for a protein of 2200 amino acids. The transcript has 27 exons.
AUAAUAUAUAAACUCUUCCAUCCUAACUAUGCAAAGUCAUAUGACAGUGUUGUUGUUGUUGAUUCUCUCCAGCCCUCUCCUCUCUGCCUUCACUUGAGCCUCUCCCAGAUCACUUUAUUUUUCACUCCUUUCCCACUUCCUGAUUCCUCUCUAAAGAAAAGAAAAAAAUUCCCCUCUUUUUCCUUAUUUCAGACAAAAGAAAAAAAAAAUCUGGUUCUUUUCUUUUUUUGAAAAACAAAAAAAUCUGUUUCAAUAUUUCUUAUUUGUUGUUAAAACAAUUGUUAAUUUCGGCAAUUAUUUUGUGAUUAUCUCUGUUUGAAUUAUUUCCAAUUGCUUUUCUUCUCUUCUGUGUUUUUCAAACUUUAAAAAGAGUUUAAAAAAAUGGCUUGUUGUUGUUGCCUUCAAAUUGCCGCGAAUGUUGGGAGUGUUUUGAGUCCUGUCCUUGAAGUUGCCAAGUUGUUGGCUGUUCCGAUUAGGGAUGAGUUUAAGUACUUGCUCAACUACAAGACCAACUUUGUUAAUCUCCAAGAACAAGUUGAUAAGCUGAAGAGUACAAGGGACCAAGUUCAGCGUAAGGUUACUGCAGCUGAAAAAAAUGUGGAAGAGAUCAAACAAAAUGUUAAGGAUUGGCAGAAGAAGGUGAAUGAGACCAUUACUGAAGCAGAUCAGUUGAUUCAAGAGAUGUCCGAGGGAUGUGCAAGACACCAUAACCGUACGGUCACUGAAGCUGAAAGAAAUGUGCAAGAGAACGAACAAGAACUUAGGGAUUUGCAUUUGGAUCAGACCGAAACUGAAGGACAGCCGUUGAUUCCAGAGAGAGCAAACAACCGGAGAUGUUUCAAGGGAUUUUGCCCCAACUUCAUCUUUCACUACAAGCAAAGCAAGAAAGCUGUCAAAUUAACGCAGGAUGCUAUUGAUCUCCAGGAAGAAAAGGAGUUGGAUCCAGUUUCCAAACCUAGUAAUCCACCACGGGAGAUCUGGCUUAGAACUAGUGAAGAUUACUUGACUUUUGAAUCAAGAAACUCCACUAUGAAGAAUGUAUGGGAUGCUUUAAAAGAUGAGGGUGUCUUCAUGAUUGGUGUUUACGGGAUGGGUGGUCUUGGUAAGACCACUCUUGUGCAAGAAAUUGGUAGGAAAGCCGAGAAGGAAAAUCUCUUUAAGGAGAUUGUUUUUGUGGAGGUUUCAGAAUCUCCUGAUAUAAAGAAGAUUCAAACAACAAUUGCAGCCAAAUUGAAGCUGAAUUUCGAAAAUGAAAGUGAAAUGGCAAAUAAGUUAUAUUCAAGAAUGAUGGGCAAGAAUAUUCUUCUAAUUCUAGAUAAUAUUUGGGAGGAUCUAAAUUUGAAAACAACUUUUGGAAUUCCUGAUGGAGCUGAUCGUGGAAGAAAUAAACUUCUGUUUACAACAAGAAAUGUAGAUGUGUUGAAGAGCAUGGGGUCUACAAAAAAAUUUGAGAUGGACUUUCUAAAUGAGGAUGAAGCUUGGAUCUUAUUCGCCAAAAUGGCAGGUAAUGUUAUUCAAACACCUGGAUUGAAUGAUUUACCAAAUGAUAUAUGCAAAGAAUGUGGAGGUUUGCCGAUUGUCAUUUGUACAAUAGCAAAAGCAUUAAGGGAUAUGGGAGAAAAAUAUCAAUGGGUAGAAGCCUUGGAAGUACUACGGGCGCCUUCCAUUGCAGAGUUCAAUGAACGCGUGACAAAGGAAUAUACAAAGAUUAAGUUGAGUUAUGAUUAUUUAAAAAAGAAAGAGCUCAAGAUAACUUUUAUAAUUUGUAGUUUAAUGGAAAAUGAUGCUUCCAUUUUAGACUUAUUGAAAAAUAUCAUGAGCAUGAGGAUACUUCCAGCUAAGGUAACCAUAGACAAAGCACUAGAUAUACUAGCGGCUUGGGUGGAUAAUUUGAAACACCGUUGUUUACUACUCGAUGGGCGAAGUAAAGGAAGAUUUUCUAUGCAUGAUGUUAUUCGUGUCAUUGCUCUAACAUGUGCAUAUAUAGAUUACCAUGUUUAUACAGAGAGAAAUGAUGUGGAAAAGGAUAAAGAUAAGCUUGGACAAUGCACAAUAAUCUCAUCAGUUGGUACUGAUAUUAUUACUCAACUUUGGUCUGAAGAAUUAAAUUGUUCAAAACUUAAAUUUUUUCAAGCAAGUCAGAUGAGUUCUUCCUUAGAAAUCCCUGAGGGCUUUUUCAUCAAGAUGCCCGAGCUCAGAGCAUUAAAUUUAUUUGAAAUGCAACAGUCAUUGUUGUCAUUGUCAAUUGAUCGUUUGAUUAAUCUUCAAACAUUGCGUUUAGAUGGUAGCAAAAUUGAAGAUGUUACUGUUAUCGGAACACUUAAAAAGUUAAAGGUCCUUAGCUUGCAAAAUACUUUGAUUAAGGAGUUUCAUACAAAUAUGGGUCAAUUGACAAAUUUAGAGUUAUUAGAUUUGAGCUAUUGUCGAAAGUUGAAAGUUAUUGCUUCAAAUGUGAUAUCUCAGUUAUCCAAAUUGGAAGCAUUUUAUAUAAAGUCAUGUUCUAUUGAGUGGAACUGUGGAUUACUUGAGGAAGUGAAGUUCUUGUCCAAGCUCACCAUUUUAGAAUUGGAUGUCGAAGAUAUCAAUGUUCUCCCUGAAGGCUUUUUUUCCAAAGAGCUUAAAAGGUACAACAUGUCAAUUGGCCAACUGUUCUCGCUUCAUUUUGGAAAUUAUCAACUUGAUUGUUGGAGGAUAUUACAAUUUGAAUUUAAUUCUACCAUAUGCUUAGAAAAAUUACAUGGAAUCAAGAAUGUUCAAGUUUUGCAGUUGGAGGAAUCUUCAGUUGAAGAGAAUGAUAUUUUGCAAUCCAAUAAAACGAGACCACUUUUUAACAAAAAGGUUAUUCUCACUGAUCUGAUGACUUUGGAAUUGCUUAAAAUUAGUUUUGAAAUGAUUUGGGAGAGACAACUUUCAACUUCUUCAUGUGAAAAUUUGACACAGUUGUUUUUGCACAGAUGCAAUAAAAUAAAAUAUGUGUUUCCAUUUUCUGUGGCCAAAAGUCUCAAGCAACUUCGAUUCCUCACGAUAAAGGAUUGUACAAUUUUGGAGAAGAUUAUUAAAGAAGAAGGAGCAGAAGUUGUUGAUUCUAUCUUUCCACAAUUAACUAAGUUGAGGUUUAGAGAUUUACCAAAACUUAGAGUUUUCUAUCAAGGAGUACAUGCUUUGGAAUUGCCUAUAUUGAAAAGGUUGAAAGUACGAAAUUGUCCAAACUUCACCGGAAGAUAUCAAUACUUUCAAAAAAAUAAUGAGGAAGAAGUAGUUUUAGAGUCAAAAUCCAUUUGCUUGGAGCAUAAGAUCAAUUCUGAUUUGGAGGUCAUGAAUUUGAGGAAUGAUUUGAAAGAUGACUAUAAAUGGAUUAAAUGGUGUGGUAAAGAUAAAACUCUUAAUAUCUACGAUGCAAAUAUUUCAGUUGAACUUCUUCAAGGAUUUUCCAAUGUUAAAGAUCUAGAUGUAGUCCUUUCGUCACUUGAGCCCAAUUGGAUGAGUAAAGUUACUCUCACUGAUCUGAAGACUUUGGAUUUGUUCAAUAUUAGUUCUGAAAUGAUUUGGGGGAGUCAACUUUCAACUCCUUCUUCUGAAAAUUUGACAAAGUUUAUUUUGGCCGGAUGCGAUAACAUGAAAUAUGUGUUUCCAUUUUUUGUGGCCAAAAGCCUCAAUCAACUCCAAUUCCUUGAGAUUAGGAUUUGUGAUGUUUUGGAGCAGAUUAUUAAAGAAGAAGAAGGAGCAGAAGUUGUUUAUUCUAUCUUUCCACAAUUAACUCGGUUGAAGUUAUACGGUUUAGCAAAACUUAGAGUUUUCUAUCAAGGAGUACAUGCUUUGAAAUUGCCUAAAUUGAAAAGGUUGGAAGUACAAAAUUGUCCAAACUUCACCAGAAGAUAUCAAUACUUUCAAGACAAUAAUGAGGAUGGUGAAGUUGAAGUUUUAGAGUCAAAAUCCUUUUGCUUGGAGCAUAAGAUCAAUUCUGAUUUGGAGGUCAUUACAAUGUGGGAUGAUUGGAAAGGGGAAAUGGGAAGGAUUGAUUGGUCGGGUGAAGAUAAAACUCUUGCUAUCUCCCAUGCAAAUAUUUCAGUUGGACUUCUUAAAGGAUUUUGCAAUCUUAAAGUUCUACGUGUAACCAAUUCGUCACUUGAGCCCAAAUUGAUGAGUAAAGUGGUUCUCAGAGAUCUGAUGACUUUGGAAUUGGACAACGUUAGUUUUGAAAUGAUUUGGGAGAGCCAACUUUCAACUUCUUUUUAUGAAAAUUUGACAAAGUUGAUUUUUGACAAAUGCAAUAACAUAAAAUAUGUGUUUUCAUUUUUUGUGGCCAAAAGUCUCAAGCAACUCCGAUUCCUCGAGAUAAAGUAUUGUAAGGUUUUGGAGAAUAUUAUUAAAGAAGAAGGAGCAGAAGUUGGUUAUUCUAUCUUUCCACAAUUAACUAACUUGAUUUUGGACGGAUGCGAUAACAUGAAAUAUGUGUUUCCAUUUUUUGUGGCCAAAAGUCUCAAGCAACUCCAAUUCCUCGAGAUAGAGGAUUGUAAAAUUUUGGAGAAGAUUAUUAAAGAAGAAGAAGGAGCAGAAGUUGUUUAUUCUAUCUUUCCACAAUUAACUAAGUUGAAGUUAAGAGGUUUACUAGAACUUAGAGUUUUCUAUCAAGGAGUACAUGCUUUGAAAUUGCCUAUAUUGAAAAGGUUGGAAGUACAAAAUUGUCCAAACUUUGCCAGAAGAUAUCAAUACUUUCAAGACAAUAAUGAGGAUGGUGAAGUUGAAGUUUUAGAGUCAAAAUCCUUUUGCUUGGAGCAUAAGAUCAAUUCUGAUUUGGAGGUCAUUACAUUGGAGGAUGAUUGGGAAGGGGAAACAAGAGGGAUUGAUUGGUCGGGUGAAGAUAAAACUCUUGCUAUCUCCCAUGCAAAUAUUUCAGUUGGACUUCUUAAAGGAUUUUACAAUCUUAAAGUUCUACGUGUAACCAAUUCGUCACUUGAGCCCAAAUUGAUGAGUAAAGUGGUUCUCAGAGAUCUGAUGACUUUGGAAUUGGACAACAUUAGUUUUGAAAUGAUUUGGGAGAGCCAACUUUCAACUUCUUUUUAUGAAAAUUUGACAAAGUUGAUUUUGCACCGACACAAUAAAAUAAAGUAUGCGUUACCAUUUUUUGUGGCAAAAAGUCUCAAGCAACUCCAAUGCCUUCAGAUAAGGGAUUGUAAGGCUUUGGAGAAGAUUGUUGAAAAAGAAGAAGAAGAAAGAAUAGAAGUUGUUAAUUCUAUAUUUCCACGUACAACUGAACUGGUGCUUCAAGAUUUACCCAAACUUACUGUUUUCUAUCAAGGAGCACAUGCUUUGGAUUUACCAUUGCUAAAAGAGUUGAAGAUAGAAAAUUGUCCAAACUUCACUUCAAGAUGUGAAGGCUUCCAAGAUAAUAAUGAGAAGGGUGAAGUUCAAGUUUCGAAGUCAAAAUCUAUUUGUUUGGAACAUAAGAUCAAUUCUAAUUUGGAGGUCAUUACAUUGAGGGAUGAUUGGAAAGGGGAAAUGAGAAGGAUUGAUUGGUGCGGUGAAGUUGAAACUCUUGAUAUCUCCCAUGUAAAUAUUUCAGUUGGACUUCUUCAAAGAUUUCACAAUCUUAAAGUUCUGAAAAUAAUUAAUUGCUUGGGAUUAAUAAGGAGAUUAAUAACACCUUCAAUGGCUAAAAGUUUGGUGCAGCUGAGAGAAAUGACAAUAGAAGGUUGUAAACUGCUUACUGAAAUAGUAGAAAAUGAGGGAGAUGAAACGACAACCGAAAUUGUUUUUAACAAUUUGAAGAAGUUGUCACUUUUACAUUUGGAUUAUCUCACAUGCUUUUAUUCUGGGAAUUACUCUUUCAAUUUUCCUUCUUUGAAAAAGUUAAUUAUAGAAGAUUGUCCAAGUAUGAAAACUUUCUCUGUAGGAAGCUUAAGCGCACCAAAGUUACGCAAUGUCUUUUAUGAGAAGUGGCUGGUAACAAUUGAGGAGAAUGAUUUGAAUACAAUUAUACAAAAAGCAAGCCAAAAAAGGGUUAACUCUGAUUUGAAGAAAUUGACAUUAAGUGGAAGAGAUAUCAUGUCAAUUUGGCAAGGAAAGUUUGAAAAGAACUUUGACAAAGUAGGAACUCUUGAAUUGAUUAAGGAUGAACAUACAUAUAUUCCAAUUCAUAUCUUCACAAAAUUUAUUAGUCUUGAACAACUGGAAUUGACAAUGAGUUCAUAUGAAGAGAUAUUUUCAUGUGAAGAAAGUGAAGAACAUGUUGGAGCACUUGCACAAUUAAAUGUUUUACAAUUGUGUGGGCUUUUUAAUUUAAAGUGCAUUUGGAAACAAGACUCUCAAUUCAAAUCUAUUCUUCAAAAUCUCCAUGAAUUAAGUGUGAUGUUUUGUCAUAAUUUGAUGACUCUACUGUCGUGUUCAUCAUCAUUCAAAAAUCUAACUACUUUGAAGGUGUUUUACUGCAACGGAUUGCAAAACUUAAGUGCAUCCUCAACAGUCAAAAGUCUAGUAUGUUUAGAAAACUUGCAAAUAGAGGACUGUGAAAUGAUGAAAGAAGUACUAGCAAAUGAUGGAGAUAUAGAGGAAGAUGAAAUUGUUUGUGAGAAACUUAAGGAGUUGACCUUGGUAAAAUUAAAAAGUCUCAAAUGCUUCUAUUCUGGGAAUUGUGCCUUAAAUUUCCCAUUCUUGGAAUCAUUAAAUGUCUCUAAAUGCUUCAAGAUGAAAACUUUCUCUGGAGAAGGCUUAAACAUGCCAAUGUUAUGGAAGGUGAAUAAAAAGUUUUGUAUGGAUGACCUCAAUUCAAUCAUACAACAAUUACAAAAUGAUUGUUCAGGGUUCUGUGAUAAAAUGACAAAAGAAUAUCAAUUAGAAAAAGAACGGAGAAGAAUCCAUGGUUCCCCCCACUUUGGUCUCUCCCAUUCUCGAACUCACUAUUAUGACUGGGAAUCAUCAUCAGAAGAAGAGGACUGGAGCCAGACGGCGAGGAUGGAAGAUGAAGAAAAAAGCAGCAAUGUUUGAAGGGUUUUCAAACGAUCAAUUGAUGACGGCAACAACAGUCGAAGUUUGUCAAAGAAAGUUUCAGGUAACAAAGAAAAAGUUUCCUACAAUGGUUACCGGUUGGAUGAGUUUGUUCCACAGAAAAGGUCAACUUAUGUAAGCCAAGAAGAUCUGCAUAUUUCUAAGAUGGCUUAAGGAAACACUUGAAUUUGCUGCUCAAUGUCUUGGUGCCGAAAACCGAGGAAGUAGGCUUCCUUAAAUUUACUUAAAUGAAGUUUAAUCUUAGCCGCCUUAUCAAUUCUCUUGAGCAGUUGAUAGGCUCAGAGCUAUGAUGAUAGAAGUCAGUAAAAGAGAAGAGGCACGAAUUGUUCCGGAUCCAGAUGUAGAUACUUGUAUGAAGGAGAGGUGGUUGCUCCCACAAAAGCCUUAUUUCUGGAUGAAAUAUCAAAUGGUUUAGACAGUUCAACUGCAUAUCAGAUUGUUGUUUGGCCAUAGCAGCAGGUGCAUAUCACUGAUGCUACUGUAUUGAUUUUUACUUCUUCACCCAGUUCCAGAAACCUUUGAACUCUUUGAUGACUUCAUUUUGAUGCGGAAGGAAAGGUUGUGUAUCAAGGACAAUGCAAUAAAGUUGUAGAAUUUUUCAAGGACUGUGAAUUCAGGUGAAUUCAGGUGUCCUCAAAGACAAGGUGUAACUGACUUUCUUCAGAAGGUCAGUGAAUUACAACUUACAAUCAUUUGUUUUUCCAUGCUUAAAUGUUAGUACUUCAGGUUUUAUUUUUAAUUCAUUUAUUCGGCUGGCGAUAUCUCAAAAAGAUCAAGUGCAAUACUGCCACUGCACUGAUUCUAAUUGGCACUAAGAGAAGUUGUUCCUUCAAUGUGUAUUUCUUCAAUUUUCUGCUAUGGCAGCUGUUUGAGUUCAAUGCUACUGAAGUUUGUUCAAUGUUCACCCAGUUGAAUUCAAAUGCUGCCUCCUGAUCAUCUUGUGCGAUGAUUUUGCAAGAAAAGCCGGCCAAUAGUCAAGUCAAGAUUCCAAUGAUGGAGGGAUGGUCCUACCUUUUAAACCCUAAUCAGUAGCAAUUCAGAAUAUGAACUAUUAUGUUGACUUCCCUACGGUUGCUUAAAGGUUGCAGUAUUCCAGGUAAAACAUUAUUGACCAGAAGGGCAGAUCCUAUUGAGGACCCAAGCUUACAUUCCUCAAGUUUUGGACGCAGCCUUUCUCAGAAUGAUGCUGGGACAAGUGAUAAUAUGCAUGAUUCCGUAGAGGUAGAAGAUCAAGAUACAACCAAGCCAAAUAAUGGAAGUUCUUAUAAGUUAACAAUUUCAAAUAUUGAAACUAUGUUAAAAAAAUCUCAUAGGUCCACCAUGGGUGCUAGAGCUACAGAUUCUACAUAUGAAACCAAGGAGCUAUCUGGUUCCAUGGUCAUAUUAGAGAGAGUACGAGAGUUAGCUUGGAGUGGUGUACCACCAUACAUGUGCCCUACCAUAUGGAGGCUUCUUUUGAUGAACUGAUAACAGCCAUAUGCACCACCAAAUUCAGAUGGAAGCAAGGGAGUCCUAAGAAGGAAGCAUAGUGACCAUCUUGACUGUGUUGCUCAGUUUUAUGACAUUCCAGAUACUAAACAUUCAGAUGAUGAAAUUAACAUGCUUCGCCAGAGUUGGUGUGGAGUUGCCUUGUGUUUAACUGUAGAGGUGAGAUAUAAGAAUUUAAGAUUGGAAGCUGAUUGUGAGAUUGUUCACAGAAAGCCCCUCCCAUCUCUAUGGAAUCCUCUUAUACAUUCGCUUUCGCUCUGUUUCUGCUGAGCCAUAAAUUGAAUCAAUAUAGGUCCUCUCUGAGCUUAUAGGUUCAAAGUCAAAUCAAGUUCAGAUAACCUUCCAAUGAUAGCAAUGGCAUCGUUGAGCCCAGAAGGAUGAUUGUUCUGCUUGGCCUCAAAGUUGCAGGAAGAUCACACUUCUAAAGGCUCUCUCAGAAACUCCUGACAAAUCUCAAAAGGCAACGAAGGAAAAGUUUUCUUUAGCGGUUGCUGGUUGGAUGAGUUUGUUCCCAGAAAACAUCAGCUUAUAUAUGCCAAGAAGAUCUGUUUUUUGCAGAAAUGACCUAGGGAAAUACUUGAUUUUUCUACUUGAUAUCUCGGUGUUGGAAACCGAGGAAGUAGGCUUCUUUAAAUUUUAAUUCAAUGAAGUUUUAGUCAUAGCCGUCUUAUCAAUUCCCAAGAGUAGCUGAUAGGUACAGAGCAUUUUUUUUUUCUGCCUGUGGAGAUGAUAUGAUGGAAGUCAGUAAAAGUGAUGUGAACAUAGAUACUUACAUGAAGGCCCUUGUACUCAAUAUCUGUGCUGACACAAUGGUGGGAGACGAGAUGAGAUGAGGCAGCUAUGGAGGUUAAAAAAGGAGAUUGAGUACAAGGAAAUUUUCAUAAAUGCAUCUGCUCCAUCUCCACUUUGUAGAAAAGUUUAUGGAAUAGAUGACUCAAAAGGAUUAGAUGCCUCCCCCAUCACAAGCCUUAAAUGUUUAAUUUUUCAUUAAAAUUUGGAGGAGAGAUGAUUGUUGCUCGUCUGCAACAGCUGGUGCAUAUCAGAGAUGCUACCUUAUUGAUUUCACCUCUACCUCCAGCUUCAUAAACCUUUGAACUCUUUGAUGACAUCAUUUUGAUGUGGAAGGAGUGGUUGUGUAUCAAGGACCACACAUCAAGUGGUAGAAUUUUUCUGCGCCUUGUAUUUGUGAGGCUCUAGAAUCCCUUUGCGCCUUAUCUGUGUUUAAUAACUAUGGUUCUUUAUCACAGUUCCUUAUAGACUGAUGCAUGUUUCUUUUCAAUAUUACUUCUAUUUUAAUGG